Hypanus sabinus (Atlantic stingray) is the source of this 3041-nucleotide messenger RNA. RefSeq names its product secretory carrier membrane protein 1 (gene scamp1). The transcript has 9 exons. Lineage: Eukaryota; Metazoa; Chordata; Chondrichthyes; Myliobatiformes; Dasyatidae. Gene Ontology annotation, cellular component: trans-Golgi network membrane; recycling endosome membrane. Gene Ontology annotation, biological process: protein transport. Bases 83 to 1087 code for a protein of 334 amino acids. The record is from RefSeq and is a predicted model, not a curated record.
AAAGCGGGGGUGAGGAGAAGCCCGUUAAUCGGCGCUGCUGGAAUUGACGCGGAGCGGAGGGAGCCAUUAGGUAGCGCGGAACAUGUCAGACUUCGACAGCAAUCCCUUCGCGGAUCCAGAAUUCAACAAUCCUUUCAAGGAUCCAUCAGUUACGCAAGUGACAAGAAAUCCUCCUCCAGCAUUAGAGGAAUACAAUCCAUUCACAGAUGGGCGCAAACCACCGCCAGGAAAUAUUGAAAAGCCCCCAAUGCCCAGUACACAGCCAGCUAUCAUGAAACCUACAGAGGAGCCUCCCACAUAUGCUUCACGGACACAGGAAACUGCUGCAGCCCAGGCUGAGUUGUUGAGACGUCAGGAAGAGCUAGAGCAAAAAGCAGCUGAACUUGAUCGGCGGGAGCGUGAAAUGAAAAAUCUCACCUAUGAUCCUCGGAAGAACAAUUGGCCUCCACUUCCUGAAAAAUGUCCUGUGGGACCAUGUUUCUAUCAAGAUCUCUCUGUAGAUAUCCCUGUUGAAUUUCAAAAGACAGUCAAGAUGCUCUACUACCUAUGGAUGUUUCAUGCAGUAACACUACUGGUAAAUAUUUUUGGUUGCCUUGCCUGGUUCUGUGUUGAUAGCUAUCGAGGCGUGGACUUUGGUCUGUCCAUUCUCUGGUUCUUACUUUUUACCCCCUGUUCGUUUGUUUGCUGGUACAGGCCACUUUACAAAGCUUUCAGGAGUGACAGUUCCUUCAGCUUCUUUUUAUUCUUCUUCGUAUUUAUCUGUCAGUUUGCUGUCCAUGUUCUACAGUCAGUAGGAAUUCCACAGUGGGGGAACUGUGGUUGGAUUUCAGCACUAACAGCUCUAAAUAGAAGUAUUCCUGUCGGUGUUCUGAUGAUGAUUAUUGCAGCAGCUUUUACUGGUUCGUCUGUUGUCUCAUUAAUUAUGUUUAAAAAGGUGCAUGGAAUGUAUCGUACUACAGGAGCUAGCUUUGAAAAAGCUCAGCAAGAGUUUGCAACUGGAGUAAUGUCUAACAAAACUGUACAAACUGCUGCAGCAAAUGCAGCCUCUUCUGCUGCUCGUGGUGCUUUCAAAGGCAACCAAAUUUAGAAGAGGAAGGGAAGCACACCAUCUCUUCAAACACAUUUCACCUAAUCCAUGUACCACUCCAGUCAUUACAGCCACACUGAUAUCUAUGAACAUGAUCUCGUCAUAACUUCAGCAUGAACCUUUAUAUGGGGAAAAAGUUAAAAAAAAACAACUUCACAUAGCCCUUGAAUUAGGUUUCGCAUGGGCUAAAAGAUGAGAAACUGUACUCUUAUACUUGCUUGACAGAAACAUUCUUUUUUAAUUGCUUUUUAUUUUCCAUAGAUAUUUUGGAUCGUUCAUACUGAUCUGUUUCAAUCCUUUGUUGGCUAAGCUGUAAAUAGCAUGUUUCACUGUCUCCUUAAUAUUGUAUUUCUGAAUUACUGGAGAAUCUUGCGUCUUCUGUGUUACACUGGAUUGCUGUCUAAUUUGCACGCAACUUUGUGAUUUGAAGAAUUGUUUGUACUACCAGUGUACAUUUGGAUUGGGUUUUUUGUGUGAAGCAUCAUCUGUAGCUACCCUAAAAAAAACACUUCCAAGUUGAUGCUCAACUACUUUUAACCAUGUUUAAUUGUUUGCAAUUUUUCUCUUUACUCUCCUACAUUGUCUAUUAACUAAAAAUGCCAUUCAUCAUUCUUAUACAUUUUGGUGGUGUAAUCACAUGGUUGAUUUACUAUUUCUAUUGUAAUUGAAUACAAAACUGUAACUAUAGAUCCUAAAUUGUUGGAGUACGAGCUUUGUAGCAAAGUGUAAUUUGAUAUUGUCAAAUACAAGUGGAGUGAAUUUAUGAAAUGUCUUCUGGAAAUUGAACUGCAAUAAUUAAGUAUGUUGUGCCUUCAACUAAUACAAAUUAACAGUGCAAAACCAAUUCCUGCCAUAAAAUUUUUUGAGAAAUUCCAAUUCUACUUGUGAAAAUGGUUGUACUUGCCCAUUUUAAUCGGAUCUAUAAUUUCAACUAUUGGCAUGUUGAGUAGUGUUUUGGGCUCCUGCUGGGCAUUUUGUUUCAUUGGAUCAUUUGUUGGGAAAAGUAUAUUUUUCCACUUAAAAUAAUUGCUUUAAUUAGAUUUCUGAAGGCGGUGUGAAUUGAAGAGAAAUAAAAUGGUUGAAUUGACAGCUUUUUAAAAUGACAGAGUAAAGCAACAGAUUGUACUACUGUUAAAUGUUACAGUCUUGUUGAUCAAUGAGAUUAUUUCUUGCCUUCAUGAUGGAUGUUAUGAUUGGCUCUUGAUUAUGUGUCUUACCCUUUUGCAGGACUAAUUUUGAAGUGGUGAUGUAUAUUCUUGUUACUAGUGGGGUUUUUUUUUACCACUGUGCUGUUUCCUUAAAUCAGCAAUACCACUGAAGAAAUUCCUGCUUCUAUGAAGGGCCUGAAGAAAAAAGUACUUUUAAUUUUGAAGAAUGGAUACUGUAUUAUAUGGCUGAGUUUGGUAAAGUAAAUGCAGUUUCUGAAAGUGAAAUUGUACAAAGUUAUUUUGUGUGUACAGAAUUCUUUAAGUUAAUUUAAAUUUCAAUCUGAAGGGCUCAUCAGAUUUGAAAAACUAGAUUUAGUCAGCUAAUCUAAUUGUAGAAGUGUUUGUAAAUUGCAGACACUUCUGUACUGUAUUUGCAAUCCUAUUUAUUACAGCAUAAUGUUACAGAUAUUCAUGAAAUAUGGAUUCCUCUUUGUUUUCCAGUUUGACUCUGAAGAGCUAUUGAAGUGUGCAGUUUAGGUUUUUUCUCGUGUGUAUGUUAGCUUGACUUUUAGUUAAAAUUAAUGUUAAGUCAUUUAUUUUAUUUCACAUACAUCAACAUUUUUUAAUUUGUUGUAUAAAUUGAAUUUUGAGGGAUAAUGCAUACAAUUGAUUUUGAAGGCAGUUAAAACAAUUUCUUCCAGAAUCUCUAGGCAUAAUGUACAUUGUUUAUAGUAUUAUGACUUAAUGUUGAAAUAGGUUGUUUCAAUUGUGUGUACAAGUACCAUAAAAUUACCGCUAUUUCAUUG